GGCAAAGAGAGAGAGAGAGAGAAAGAGAGAGAGAGAGAGAGAGAGAUGGAGGACCAAAUGUGGAUGAGUGUGUUUAGAUCGAGAGCCGAAGGUUUGCGGGAUGAGUGGACGCUGCAUAUGGAUGAUUCCAUCCAGCCCAAAAAUACAGAACCAGGGUUUUAUGAGUACAUGAGAGGAUCGUUUGCUCAGUUUUAUUGUACUGGAUGUGGUCAUUCGUGGUCCUCUAAGCGAGUGAUGGUGGUGUUUCAUUUCUCACGUGAUGCGGCAAGUGGGCGUGGCACUGUAAAGAUGCGUCGUUGUAAGCAGGAGUGUCGCCGCUGCACUGCACCCCGCAAGGAGAAUCCGAGAUAUGGUCAAGAGAACAUUGACGUCAUCCUGGAGAAACUGAUAGAAAAGAUUAAAUUUAGGUGCUAUGGGGAGAAUGUGGGACAAUCAAACCGAUCCUCACGCUUUACUGGUAGAGUGACUGGACCACACGAAAGUGCGCACUGUGAAGCCUGUCAGCUGGGGAUCUGCCAACAGGGAACAUGAACCACACAGCAGCCCCAGCUGGACAUCAGUCCAUACCCACUGAUAGGGUAAAGGACUGACUUCACCAAGCACACCCUCACCCUAACACCACCACAAAUCUUCCCCAACAUCAGAUGGUUAAUUUAAAACCAGUAUGAUUUUUGCUUUUUUUUUAUCAAUUAAUUAUUUGCCUAAUAUAUUCUAAGUUAAGACAACUAUUUUACUUUUACU
Molecule: messenger RNA, 741 nt
Organism: Clarias gariepinus (North African catfish)
Lineage: Eukaryota; Metazoa; Chordata; Actinopteri; Siluriformes; Clariidae
Product: receptor-transporting protein 3-like
Exons: 2
Coding region: 46-531 (161 amino acids)
Biological process (GO): protein targeting to membrane; protein insertion into membrane
Molecular function (GO): olfactory receptor binding
Source: RefSeq, a predicted model, not a curated record